AUGAGUGCCUCCCAAAGACCAGCCCGUUUGCCUCUUGAUAAGUUGACUUCUAUACGUUCUAGUCCUUUUUUUAGAAGGUUAGAUCUGACUUCAUCCAGCAGGACUGACCGUAUCAAGGAUGUUGACCCGCAGGAUGAGGAGUACAAGUUGGGGAAUGAACUGGAGAAAAAGAGAAAGCUCGAUUUUUCCAGCGAGGACGUUGAUCAGACGGCGCAAGAACUUCUUGCCUUACGCACUGACCGAGAUGAAAAGGCUAACGAAAAUGCCAUGCUUCGUGCUCGCAUUAUGGAGCUCGAAAAUUCCUUGGGUACCUCGGAGGCUUCUCUGCAGGAUUCCGAAGAGGUUAAGUCAAAGCUUGUGGAAACUGAGAGGCUUCUCCAGGUCAGAACUGAGGAGGUGGCCGAAACGUCGGCAGCCAACGCGCAGAUGGAGGAUCAGAUUGACAAGCUCCAGAAGUCUCUUGAGGAACGCGGAAAGGCUGUCGACACUCAACUUAUUGUGAUCGCUCAACUGUCGAGUAGACUCAAACUCGAUCAGAAGGCAUCCGAGCUAACGAAUCUGAAGGUUCUAUCGCAAACUGAGUGCGAUCUUAAGGCAGAAAAUACACGGUUGAAGCUCCAGCUGCAGAAGAUGGAAAAGAGCAUGAAGGAUAUCCGCGACCGGCUCAUGUUAUCGCAAGGGAACAUUAGGGUGUUUUGCCGUGUUCGCCCCCUCAGUGCGAAGGAAGGAAAAAUGAAUCUUGAUGCCAUGGCUGUACUGAUUCCUAAGAACAACAUUGACAACAAGAUCGCUGUUAAAGGGCAUGAAGGAGAUUUUAAGUUCGACAAGGUUUUUUCGCCUGAUACGACUCAGACACUUAUCUUUAAAGAGAUUGCAGACCUCGUUAUUAGCGCAUUGGAUGGCUAUAAGACCGGGUCUGGAAAGACUUUUACCAUGUUCGGGGACAGCACCGACGAGACUCUCCGUGGAGUGAUUCCACGUUCCAUGCAGCAGAUUUUUCAAGCCAUCCGUGAAAAGGCCAGCACGGGAUGGAAUUACACCGUUCAGGCUUCCCUUCUCGAGAUCCACAACGAGGCCAUCCGCGACCUGCUGAAGGGAUACAACGACGAUGACGAGGCUACAAGCUCGAAGCCUGAGAAGGGAAGUGCGGCAGCAAAGAAGGCGGAGCUUUCUCUGUACAACAUCAUUCACGAAAAGGAUGGCAGCACUACAGUGCUUGGCCUCAGAGUUGUCACUGUGCAGUCUGUAGAGGAUGCAGCUGCGGUUUUCGCUUAUGCACACAAAAAGAGGGCUGUUGGAAGGACAGACAUGAACGAGGAGUCGUCACGAAGUCAUGCCGUUUUCACCCUCAGGCUGAACGGCAGGAAUAAGGACACUGGCGAAACAACACACGGCAUCCUCAACUUGAUUGAUCUGGCAGGAAGCGAAAGACUCAAGAGGUCGAACGCAACAGGAGCGACAAGGACGGAGUCCAUUAACAUCAACAAGAGUUUAAGCUGCUUGUCCCACGUUCUAGAGGCAAGAGCUAAGGGGGAACUACCACGGUACCGUGACGGGAAAUUGACCUACCUACUCCAGAAAUCAAUUGAGAAGCAGUCAAGGACCGUCAUGUUCCUCAACAUAUCACCAGACAGCUCUUCAACUGAUGAGACCUUGGGGUCACUCAAGUUUGGUACAAUGGUGAACGGCUGUGAUAUUGGAGUUGCUAGCAGAGACAUCCGAAGUGGGGAUUCUGGACCUGAGGAUCUACCAACGCGCACCGGCAGCAGCAGCAUCCACCAUGGUUCUAAGAUGAAGGGCAAGAUUUAG
Closterium sp. NIES-65 is the source of this 1809-nucleotide messenger RNA. The record is from the annotation of a GenBank genome assembly. Lineage: Eukaryota; Viridiplantae; Streptophyta; Zygnematophyceae; Desmidiales; Closteriaceae.